GAAUAACAGAAUCAUUAGAUGCCGUUGUAAAUGUAACAACGAACGCCAUUUGAUUCUUAAUAAAAUAUUCAAAUAUACUGUAACAACACUACAAUGACUCGGCUUUGCACUUUGCUAUCGGUAAUUUUGUUCAGCGUGUAUCAAACAGAACAGGCAUAUUUUUUGGAGAAAGAUUACAUCGAUCAGAUCAAUUCACAAGCAACGACUUGGAAGGCGGGCCAUAAUUUUGAUCCUAAAACAACGAAAGAGACAAUUUUACAACUUUUGGGAUCCAAAGGGGUAGAGUUAGCCAAAAAAACCAAAUUAAGCGAAUUUAAAACACACGACGAGGCUUACGAUAACUUAUGUCAUAGAAUACCAUCUAAGUUCGAUGCUAGGAAAAAAUGGAAACAUUGUCGUACAAUUGGAAAGGUUCGCGAUCAAGGAAAUUGCGGAUCAUGCUGGGCAUUAAGUUCAAGUUCAGCAUUUGCUGACCGUUUAUGUAUAGCCACGGAGGGAGAGUUCAAUGAAUUAUUGUCAGCAGAGGAACUAACAUUUUGUUGCCAUAGGUGCGGGUUUGGAUGUCACGGAGGCUACCCAAUAAAAGCUUGGGAAUAUUUUAGAAGACAUGGUUUGGUUACCGGAGGAGAUUAUCAAUCGGAUGAG
Molecule: messenger RNA, 645 nt
Organism: Sipha flava (yellow sugarcane aphid)
Lineage: Eukaryota; Metazoa; Arthropoda; Insecta; Hemiptera; Aphididae
Product: cathepsin B-like
Biological process (GO): regulation of catalytic activity
Cellular component (GO): lysosome
Molecular function (GO): cysteine-type endopeptidase activity
Source: RefSeq, a predicted model, not a curated record